UCACUGCUCUGACAGAGAGCGGACAGAGUCGCCCACAAUAACCGGCUUUUUAGCAGCCUCUGGCUUAUCUCAUCUCGACGGAUCGCCCCCGGUGUAUCAUCUAAAUCACACAGACAUAAGAGGGAGAGAGAUGCGGCCGUGUUUCACUUUGCUUUCCUUCCAAGGACCCGUUUCUCUCUUCUAUCUUUCCCCCGGAUCUUUGUUUCUGGACGGCAGACUGCGGCUGCCUGAUGUUCCGGUGAGUAGCUGCUGAUGGUUGCUGCUGUUACCUUUCUUUCUUCUUCCUCUUGUUAUUCCACACCGAACAUAUACUAAAACAACGUGAAGCUGGUUGAGAGGGAUCUGUUUGUCGUUGGUAUACUUAUUGUUUCUUUCUUUAAAGAAAGGGGGCUUUGUGUUUUAUGCACUUCAACCUCUCUGUUUUUGUUCUGUCAGAUGGGGCGUUACUGUAUGUAGGCACACAAAGGCAGCCGCAUGAAGCCAGUGUGCAGAGAGGAUGCAGCGGUUCCCAUCUUAACCCAAACUGCUUGAACGCCUGUUGGGAAGUAAAUUAAAUUAAAAAGAAGAAAGAGAACAGCAAGGGACGCAUGAAGCAGCUGCACACAGAGUACAACAGGAUGGACCCUUCUCUGUUCCCAUCGACUAUCAUUGGUUCAGUGUAGAAAACAGUUCAAAUGUACUGCCUUAUCAUAAAUGAAAGGAUGUUUCAAGCCAGUGUGAUAUAUGUAAAAAAAAAAAAUGUUGACAAUUGGCUUCACAAUUGCAAAUUAAUACAUUUUACUGCACUGCAUCAAAGAAAUUAUUAUUCUUAUUUGUGACAUGUAUUCUAGUUGCAUAGCUUUAAGAAAUAUGGAAAAUAAUUGCACAGAGCGACCAUCUCCAGUGGUUAUGCAUUAUAUAUAAAGUUAGCCCAGUGCUGCGCCUCCCACCCAGCAACACUGUCAACGCUUCCUCUCUCUCUGUCUCUCUGUUCUCACCCCACACUCUUUCAGCCUCCGACAGUCAGCCCGAUGGAGGUUUUGAAGGCUGUUGAAGACUAGUUAUUGAGAGCACAUCCCGUGUUUCUAGAAAGGUAGAGGGAGAGAGCUAAUACUCAAGCCUGCCCUCAGGCUUUGACAGCAAAGGGAUUUGUUCUAUGGAUUGAUGGAUUGUUAGAGUUCUUACAGCCCAGGGAUCUAAGAGUGCGGGAAAGUGAAUGUGUUUGUUUUCUACCACUAUAUGACCCUUUCAAGGGGUGAAAAUAUAACUAAAAUGUCAGCAGCAGCAGCGGCAAUAGAUGUGUUGAGCAACUCACCUAAUAGCAGCAUCUUUCCACGGUAACCGCCACCUGAUGCUGAAAUCCCUACAUUCAUGAGAAGGCAACAGGAAAAGCAAUUAAAGGGAUUAAACGCAUGCACACUUUACGGGGAUUUGCCCCGCUGUCCAACUGUGGAUCUCACACUGAAUGAACUUGUCUGACUGACUCAUGGAAGAAGAGGAUGAGUCUUAUUGAAUACAACUCAUAUAACACCCACCUCCUUUCUUCUACCUCACCAUCGAAGGCUUUGACUGGUCGAUGAUGAUUACAGAUUUAUAAAAAACACAGCAGAGAGAGAGCGAGAGAGAGUGCAGAGCAGAGCCGGCCGUCUGCCUGCUGCUGUCCCAUGAUGCAUCUACACAUGUAAGAGCAGGAUCAGCCACACAGAGGGCUGUUUCUAUGGAUACCCCAGCCCUGGGUAGUAUUACAGUAAUAAGACUCACUGAUAACCUCACUAUCUCUUGUGCGCAAAGAAAAUACGGUGAGAGAUGAGAAGUGCAUUGCUGCAGCAGACUAAGGCAUCAAAUAACAUCUUUGGAUCAGAGAAAGAUAUCGUCAUCAAGUGUCAAGAGGAAAAAUGUUGAAGGAAAAACCUGUUAUUUUUAAACAUGUUCUGUGGAUGCUUUAUCCUAGUCCUAAACACCCCAAAUGUUGUUGUGUGAUUCCCAGUGGAUUCUCAGCUGGUUCAGUGAAAGGCUGAUUUAUUAACAAUCUACCCACGCCCACGAAGGACAGGAGGAGGAGGUGAAGAUGAUGCACAAAGACACUACCUAGGCUUGAAGGAAAUACCUUCUUUUUUAACCUGCUUGCAAGUACAGCUCGAACUCCUCGGCCCCAAAUCUGGAUAAAAUAAUCCUACUGCAAUAUUUGCGGGUCCCUAAAACUGCCACCACCUCUCACCGGAUAAAUUGUGAAACUGAAUUUGGGUCUUGUCUACAUGAAAACAGACAUCGAUGUGCACCAGCUAUCAAGAGAAAAAUCAGGUCUUAAGUUGGGGUUCUGGACUCAACAGAAAGAUGUAACAUCAUGUGCAUUAGACAAUAACAAAGCACGUUUAAUCUAAAUAUUGUGGAGAUCCAUCAAGCUUGAGGUACCUGGAAUCUAUCUGUCAUCUGUUCACUAACACUUUCAGACUGAGCUAUCAUGGCCAGACAGGACACCCCCCUCUUCCUCCAUGGCUUUGACCUGGGUGGUCACUUUGUUGACCUUCGACCUCUUGGCACGGGUGUUACAGGCCUGGUUCUCUCAGCUGUGGACCAGCGCACCGGACAGCGUGUGGCAAUCAAAAAGCUGGUGAUGCGGGAUGCUGUGACGGUGAAGCACGCUCUGCGCGAGGUCAAAAUCACCCGCCGGUUGCACCAUGAAAAUGUGGUGAGUGUCCAUGAGGUUUUGGCGCCAUUUGGACGACCACUGCCCAGAGACCCGACCCAGCUGAGUGCCCUGUACAUCGUCCAGGAAUGCAUGGAGACGGACCUGGCUCGGCUGCUGGAGCAAGGUCCGCUAACCACAGGUCACGCUACUCUGCUGUUCUACCAGCUGCUGAGGGGACUGAAGUUCAUCCACUCAGCUAACGUCUUGCACAGAGAUCUGAAGCCUGCCAACAUAUUCAUCAACACAGAUCAACUGCUGCUCCAGAUUGGAGACUUUGGGCUGGCCAGAAUAGUCGACCCUCAUUAUUCUCAUAAGGGCUAUCUGUCCGAGGGUCUGGUAACUAAGUGGUAUUGUUCCCCCCGUCUGCUCCUGUCCCCCAACAACUAUACCAAGGCCAUUGACAUGUGGGCCGCUGGCUGCAUACUGGCUGAGAUGCUCACUGGACGCAUGCUGUUUGCAGGAGCUCACGAGCUGGAGCAGAUGCAGCUGAUUCUUGACACAGUGCCAGUGUUGAGAGAAGAGGACAGGCAGGACCUGCUACAGGUGAUGCCUUCAUAUGUCAGUCAUGGAUGGAGAGUCAAGAAACCCUUUUCUGAAGUGCUUCCUGAAGUGGAUGCUCAGGGUGAGCAGAGGGAAUUGAGUGGUGCUGUGGACUUCCUUGAGCGUAUCUUGACCUUUAAUCCCAUGGAUCGGCUGACAGCUGAAGCGUCGCUAUCCCACCCGUUCCUCCAGCAGUACUCCUGUCCAGAGGACGAACCCACCUCAUCGCAUCCCUUCCGUAUCGAGGACGAACUGGAGGACAGCCUCGUCACCGAGCAGAGCCUCAGCAACGGCAACAGUCAGGCCUCCAGCAUCCAUUGGGAGAGGUACGAGAACAGCUUAUCAACAGAUAUAUCCUGGCAGCAGUCAGGCGGGAGGUGUCGCUGCAUGCCCCCUGGCCACACGACUUCUGACCUGGGAGACACCACAGAGGAUGAGGAGGUGCAGAGAGACCCCCGGGCCAGUACCACCUCACUGUUAGAGGAGGCGCAGGUGGACCCACGUAAGUAUUCCCACAGCAGCUCAGCUGAACGCUUCCUGGAAAACUCUCACUCCUCUCUGGAACGGGCCUGUGGUUUGGCGUACGGGGAACUGGACUGUGGCCGCUCCUGUGACUACAAAGUGGGCUCUCCUUCGUAUCUGGAUAAAAUUGCCUGGAGGGAGGGCAAGCCUCAACACUACUCAGAGCCUAAGCUGAUCCUGGAUCUGUCUCAUUGGAAGCGUAACACUAGCAGCCUCCCCGUGCCUGCUGACCCUAUUGGUAGCAGCAGUGUGGAAGACCUGGGAGAAAGGAAGGAGGAGGAAAUAGAAGAGAAGGAAGAGGAGGAGACAGGGGAUUUAUUCCAGGAGAUCUCUCGCUGGGUUGAGAGCACCCAGUCUCGCCUGCACUCACCCAGUCCUAGUCCUUCUUUGGAACCGCGUUCACCCUUUUGCUUCACCUCUUCUCCCCCUCUCCCUCUCUCCCCAACUGACCUCCCAGCUCCAGUCUUCCACUACACGGAAGUUGUCCGGCAACCAUCAGAUGAAUAUGAUGAAGACAGACUGAGCCCACUUCAGCCAGUCAUGUCUUCCUGUAAUUCCCUGCCCUCACUUCUCCCCUCAUCUCCCACCUCUCCGCUUCCUCCUCGGUCACCUCAAACAGUGUCUCCCCCGACCUCGCCACUUUUUCUUUCCCCAGAAUCUCAACCCCUUUCCUCUACUUCCUCCACUACUCAGCCAGUAAAUGAUGAUUCCUUGGAGUCACUUCCUGUCAAGCAAAAAGAGCGGCUGUUCGACCUGGAUGUGUUCAUAUCCCGAGCACUGAAACUGUGCAGGCAGAAUAAGGAGAAAGCAGAAGGGAAGAGAGGAAAGGAGGGAGGAUGGAGGGAAGAAAGCAAACAGACAAAUAUGAAUCGAAAGGUGCCCAGGCUUCCAGAGCACAGGACUCCACCACCACAGACUCCUAACUCUUGAUGUUGAAUUUAAACUUCAGGUCCACCACAGUACAGCUUCAUACUGGGGAGCACUUCCAAAUGCUCAUAGUGCUUUAGGGGUUCUCAUGGUUGAAUAUGAUGCUUGAACAUUAGACUUUAGUGUUAGCAGUCUUUUUGUCACUAUUGCAAUGACACGCGGUGACUAAAAUUGCUCCUAAACCAACAAUCCUGUAGCUUUGUCAAGAGGAGCUCUCAAGCAAUAAGAGGUCAGAAAGCAUUUGGAUUUAACUCAAUUAACCAUGCUUAGUAUUGCAAAUAUCUAACAUUUGUUCUACAUGAGAAUAUUUAGAAAUACCACAAUCAUUAAUUAGAAAAGUAUUAGUGGUUUGCGGUCUUUUGGCAAGUUAAAGAUGGGUCAGACCUUGAAUCGAUAGCUACUUAUUCUGUGACACAAACAUCUGCCUGUCUGACUAUAACAGUUAUAAAGGCUAUUUUAGACUGGAUAACAGUAACAAAUGGUGAGAGAUCACCCAAUCUGUUUUAAGUUUGUGUUAUUUGUGUUUCUAAAGAUCCCUUGCUGUGUGUCAGUCAGUCAGUAAUCCUUUCAAAAUGUCAGACAGUCUUCCAAUGGUGAUGUCCACCGAAUAAUGAUAAUGACACGGAAAAUGCUUUUUCCAAAUUUCUCUGAAUGUAUAAACCGAAAACAAUCAGCAAAAUUAUGCUACCUGGUGAACCAUAAGGAUUUUAUCUGUUGCUAUUUUACCAGUCCCACAGUGAGUUAAUGAGCUCCAUCACUGCUACAUGCUACUUGUAUACAACUGUUGUCAUAUUUAAUUCUAUAGUAUAAUUCCUAAAUGAAUAAUGUUAUUGUGUUUAAGUAUUCUUUGCUGAAUGUUAGGAUACAAUUUCUGUUUCUUUGGAGUGAGUUGUAUUUUGUUUAAAUGUGAAAUGCUCUAUCGUAAUAAUUUAUGAUCUAGUUAAAUUGCAGUUUCAUAUCCUGUCGGCCUGAUGCACCAUUCAAGGUCAUCAUCUGCUUUACACUUAGUGAAGAGAUACUAUCCUCUGUAGUAGACAGUCAGAUAUCUGUCGCUAUUUUGCUAACUUAAUUGUUAGCCACCAAAAGCUAUAAUGCUAACAACAGUAGCCUAUAUUUUGGACAAAGUAGAAGCUUCACAACCUUUAUAGGAAAUUAUUUGUACUCAAAACUCCUCAAUGCUGCCUGGUUACCAUAUUCAUUUUAUAUGGUAAAGAAAAUAACCAAACAUGUAUUUUGAAAUACUUUUCUAUCCAGCGUGGAAGACAGUAGACCCUCAGAAUUGCAUUUUUUCUGACAUGUGAUGUCUUUCCUUCAAGGUAAUGGAAUCAGGUAAAAGACACAGUCAGAGUGAUUGAACAGAUGUCGGCUGUAGGCUUGUGCCUCGUACUUUCUCAGUCAAGUGCGUCUGACAUUCACUUCACUCUUCAAACUAAAAAGCUGAUAGUGAGGAUAUGGAAACGGCAUUAAAAUGAUUAAGAUUGAUUAAUUGCUGCUCUAGUGCCAAAAAGAAAUACAGUUAUAAUCAUGUGUCCCAUAUUCUGUAACCUAGAAGAAAUAGGCUUCCACCAUACCUGGUUUCACUGUUUGACAUGAAGGUGUGCAUGUAUACAAGGGUCCAGCUGUUGGGAAUGCCAGAGGCACAAUACUGAGAUGCAUAUAACACACUGCCAGCACAGCUACAACACCUCAGAAUAAGACAUGUUUUAUCUGUUUAGUGAUCUUUCAGUCCAGCAUCUGAUACCCAUUCCGACUAACUCAGUCAUUUAGCAACAAGUCUUUCAUACCCUCUUACCCUCUAUUAAUUUUAUCCUCUAUCCACAUCAUUCAGUCUACACACAGAACACUAGGACAGCGAGUCUGUCGCAAGAGCUGAGAGCCUAAGUUAAGAAGAUAUUCACUUUCCCACAAUGCAGCAGUACAUGUAUAACUUUCUCUGUCAUUACAAGCUGUUAACUAUUAAUGCUCAUGUGAAGUUGAUCUAACACUGUUGACUCUUUCACCGUAGGCAACAUUCACCGGUUGUGAGCAGAUCAUCACUUAGAUCAUCACAUAGGAUGAGCCAUACGUGAGGAUUGAUAACAGUACAAUAUAGCAAAGGCAGGUAUAUUCAAUAGACAUAAGCACAUUCAAUAUUAGCACAUUCACAAAUACCGUUUUUCCUCAGUGACAACUGAUACUCCACUAUUGUCAAUGCUGAUUGUUAAUAAUAAUGUACCUCUAAGGUACUAUACAUAAGCUGGACUGCUGGACUAACUGAUAAAAGUGUGCAAGUGAAGUGCAAAACCAUCCAUUUUCUGAUCCAGAGCCAUUUAUCUAUUUAUAGAAAUGGAUAGAAGCUGUGCUGCAGUCAAGCUAAUGAAAAGGAGUCUAGUUUUUACCUAAAUGAUCACAUUUAGCAUUAUACAGUUUCCUCUGCAGGUAACCUACGCCAGCAAUAACAUCAUUGACAAACAACAGAAGCACACAUGUGGUUACUGAGCUUAAGUUCAUUUGUUUAAAUGUGUGAAGAAAUCUAGAAAAUGUGCCUCAGUUCACCUCAAUGCUUCCAGCUUGCUGAAUGUAACAUAUCUUCUCCCCUCUGCAUGGCUUUCAAAACUAUUCAAAAAGCUUAAACUUUGUUGUUUUUAUUAUGUGUCACUUUUUUGGAUUCAUAUUUCUGUUGGCUCUUGUGUAUUUUGUACCCGCGAAGCCCCUUGGCUUUUUACUAGAUGCUCAAUAUUGAUUGAUAAUAUCUCUUUUUGCAGUUUCUGCUGAAGAAUU
Anarrhichthys ocellatus (wolf-eel) is the source of this 7417-nucleotide messenger RNA. It is a transcript of the gene mapk4, whose product is annotated as mitogen-activated protein kinase 4. The coding region runs from base 2441 to 4660 and encodes 739 amino acids. The transcript has 9 exons. Lineage: Eukaryota; Metazoa; Chordata; Actinopteri; Perciformes; Anarhichadidae. The record is from RefSeq and is a predicted model, not a curated record. Gene Ontology annotation, biological process: protein phosphorylation. Gene Ontology annotation, molecular function: ATP binding; MAP kinase activity.